Messenger RNA from Rhizoctonia solani, 1104 nucleotides. RefSeq names its product FKBP-type peptidyl-prolyl cis-trans isomerase. NCBI's taxonomy places the organism in Eukaryota, Fungi, Basidiomycota, Agaricomycetes, Cantharellales, Ceratobasidiaceae. Gene Ontology annotation, cellular component: nucleolus; chromatin. The transcript is spliced from 10 exons. The coding region runs from base 1 to 1104 and encodes 367 amino acids. Gene Ontology annotation, molecular function: macrolide binding; peptidyl-prolyl cis-trans isomerase activity. The record is from RefSeq and is a predicted model, not a curated record.
AUGGCCAUCUCCGUUGCAGUCUGGUCCCAAGACCUUGAACCUGGCAAGCGCAACCUGUACACUGUCGAAAACGACAUUCGUAUCUCCGGUGCCUCGCUUGCUGCUGAUCUUGCCGACCCGACUGGCCGCACAGUCGUCGAAGUCGUGAUCAAAAUUCCUGAGGAUUACGAAUUUGAGGAUGAGGCGGACCCUGGCGAGCGCCCUCCCAUGCACAAGUUUGUUCUCUGCGCGUUGACCGGAGGCAAGGUGGAGCAACAGCCUCUCGACCUAGUUCUUCCUGAAGGCGAGGAGGUUGAGUUUGUGGUCAAGGGAAAGAAUCAUGUCCACCUCUACGGCAAUUACAUUCAGCAGAACCCUGGUGAUGAAGACUCUGACGAGGACGACGAUGAAGACGAGUUUGACCUCGAUGAGGUUCCCUCUGACGUUGAGCUUGGCCUCGAGGACGACGAUGAAGAAGCUGGAGACUCGAGCCGCUUCGAGGAAAUUGAGGAUACCCCCGCUUCCGUCAAGACUGGCAAGCGCGCUCGUGAGGAUGAGGAAAUGGCCGAUGCUUCGACCGCCACUGCUGCCGAGACUUCCACCAAUCUCUCUAAGAAAGAGAAGAAACGUGCAAAGAAAUUGAAGAACGAGGCUGGCAAGGCUGCCCCAGCCCCUGCCACUACUACCACCACUACCACUACCACCACUACCUCUCCUACCAAAAAGGACAAGCCAGUAGAAAAGAAGGAAGUAGCCAAGCCCGCGGAGAAGAAAGAUGGCGGGAAGAAAGAUGGAGAGAAGAAGAAAAAGAGUGAACCCAAGACACUUCCUGGUGGUGUCGUAAUUGAGGACAAAACCGUUGGGUCAGGUUCUGUUGCCAAGUCCGGAAAGAAGAUCGGUAUGCGUUACAUUGGUCGUCUGAAAAACGGAAAAGUGUUCGACUCAAACACCAAGGGAAAACCUUUCUUCUUCACUCUUGGUAAAGGUGAAGUCAUCAAGGGCUGGGACGAAGGCAUUCAGGGAAUGCUCGUAGGCGCCAAGGGGUACGGCAAGCGCGGUGCUCCUCCAGAUAUUCCUCCUAACUCGGAGCUCAUUUUCGAGGUCAAGUUGGUCGAGGUCAAGUAA